Cladocopium goreaui is the source of this 1368-nucleotide messenger RNA. The record is from the annotation of a GenBank genome assembly. Lineage: Eukaryota; Dinophyceae; Suessiales; Symbiodiniaceae.
AUGCAUACAGCACUGCACCAAAGAAUUAUGGCGGCCCAUGAGGACGAGGUGCACAUGUCCAACGAGCGCAUGGUCAACCAGCUCCGCCGCUCUGGUGCACUGCGAUCGCAAGCCUGCGUCGAUGCUUUUAAAGCAGUGGACCGAGCACAUUUCUGGAUUCGAGGCCUUCGCAGCGAGAUCUAUGGUACCGAAGUCUAUGGAGAUGCCCCGCUACGCUAUGGAAAACUGCACCAGUCAGCUCCGCACAUCUACGCGCGGGCGCUGGAGGCCUUGAUGCCAUUGAAGACCGGCAUGUCGUUUCUGAACAUUGGCUCCGGCACGGGGUACUUCAGUUCCUUGGUGGCUGAGAUCUUGGGAGAUGGCGUGAACGAUGGGUUGGAGCUGUGGCCAGAAAACGUGGCGCACGCACAGGAGCGUUGUAACAUGCUCGGCAAGCAUCACAUCACCUUCAACGUGGGCAAUGUGUAUCAGCUGGAUGUGAAUCUGGGAAUGCGCUACUCGCGCAUCUAUGUGUGGCUUCCCAGAUGCGGGAUUUUUCACGGCCAGGUGGGCCUCGGUCUUGCCUUGCUUGGGCUGUGUGCCCAGGCGGCCAAGUUGCACCUAGAGGUUCAGGGGAGCUGUGACUCCUUUCAGUGCGAUUUAGAGAAGGGCUGGUCUCCAAAGUUGGGAUCCUCGGGGCAUCUUGCCAUCGGUGCCGUAUCUUGCCAUCGGCCGACCAACUUGCAGACGCUGGAAAUGUGGCCAUGGCUACAAGGUUCGCUGUUGCUGGGUAUAGUAAUAGAUUUGGACCCCGCAGCCGUUGUUGCCUUCCGCGGAGCCCACGUUCCGCCGUUGAGCUGGAUGACUUCGCCUGCAGAUCUGCUUCAGAGGUUUCCGGAGCAUGUCCCAGUGCUGGUGACCGUGCAACUGGAAGGAUCCAAAACAUCCAAGAAGUUGCUGCUCCCAAAGACUCUGAAGGCUGGCCAGGUGCUGGCAGUCCUCUCCGAGCAUGUGGAGCUGGAGGACAAAGAUAUCCCAUGGCCCAACAUGCAGAUCCAGGUGGCUGGAAAGCUUCCUGCCGCAGAGCAGCAGAUGGGUGAGAUUUGGUCUUCUCUGGCUGCUGACGUGCUACCCAUGACCCUACAGCAGCUGCCCAGUGAAACCCCACAUCAAGACCCAGCAGGUGCUGCAUCUGCCAAGCGCAAAAACACAGAGGAACUUCCCACCGAGCCGCCCAGGAAGCGGUGCAAAGCGGCUGGCGGCUUUGGAGGUAUCGUGGUGGACGUGGCUCGCAUGGCUUUGUGGAGUCUGGCAGGCUACAUCCUGGUGGGUUCAGAGGCAGCGGCCGCCGCAGGCUUCACUGCGGCCUGUGCAAAGGCACUGAUGUGA